Parnassius apollo (apollo) is the source of this 2481-nucleotide messenger RNA. Lineage: Eukaryota; Metazoa; Arthropoda; Insecta; Lepidoptera; Papilionidae. The record is from the annotation of a GenBank genome assembly.
AUGGAUUUAUUGACAACACAAAAGUUUAUUGAGCGGGGCUCCCAUAAAGGAAAGGGCCUCGCAGUGUUUACAAGUGGUGGUGACUCCCAGGGAAUGAAUGCCGCAGUUCGGUCGGUGGUUCGUAUGGGUAUUUAUUUGGGAUGUAAAGUGUAUUUUAUACGGGAGGGAUACCAAGGUAUGGUAGAUGGUGGCGAUAAUAUUGAAGAAGCUAAUUGGUCCUCCGUAAGUUCUAUAAUCCAUAAAGGUGGCACAAUAAUUGGAUCUGCUCGAUGUAUGGAUUUCAUAAAAAGGGAAGGUCGUUUGAAAGCUGCUUUUAAUUUGGUCACCCGUGGAAUAACAAACUUAGUGGUUAUUGGUGGUGAUGGCUCCCUCACUGGAGCAAAUCUUUUCCGUCAAGAAUGGUCAAGCUUACUAGAUGAGUUACUUGAAAAUAAUAAAAUUACUAAAGACCAAAGAGAAAAAUACAAAUAUUUGCAUAUUGCUGGCAUGGUAGGUUCCAUUGACAACGAUUUCUGUGGCACAGACAUGACAAUAGGCACUGACUCUGCCUUGCAUCGUAUUAUAGAAGCUAUUGAUGCUAUAGUAAGCACAGCAUAUUCCCAUCAAAGAACAUUUAUUAUGGAGGUGAUGGGAAGGCAUUGUGGAUAUCUGGCUGUGGUCGCAGCCUUGGCAUCAGAAGCAGACUAUGUAUUUAUUCCUGAGGCACCACCUUCCGUAGACUGGAAAGAUAAACUUUGUGAUAAAUUAGAACAGGCAAGCAAUGCUAGCGAAUUUGUUUAUCUGGCAUUAGUGGCCGCUCUGGCGAGCGAGGCUGAUCAAGUAUUCAUUCCUGAGGACCCUGUUCCCAAUAAUUGGGUUGAAAAGCUUUGCAAAAGAUUACAGCAGGAAAGAAAGUCGGGACAACGUCUUAACAUUAUCAUAGUAGCGGAGGGCGCUAUUGAUCGUGAAGGUAAGCCGAUCACCGCCGAACUAGUAAAGAAAGUCGUCGUGGAAAAUCUUCAACAGGAUACUCGCAUCACCGUUCUGGGUCACGUUCAGCGAGGUGGUUCACCUUCCGCCUUUGACAGGAUUUUGGGUUGCCGUAUGGGAGCAGAGGCGGUGAUGGCAUUGAUGGAAGCAACUCCCGAAACGGAGUCGUGUGUCGUGUCUUUGGACGGCAACCAGGCUGUACGUUUGCCACUUAUGGAGUGUGUACGUCGUACUAAAGCUGUUUCUCAGGCAAUGGCGGAUAAGAAUUUUGACCUUGCGGUACAACUGCGCGGGCGCAGUUUUGCUCGCAACUUAGAGACGUACAAAAUGCUGACACGUUUGAAGCCACCUAAGGGAGCUUUCGAUGAAUCUGGUAAACCUUCUGAAGGCUACACACUAGCGGUGAUGCAUGUUGGUGCGCCGGCUUGUGGCAUGAACGCGGCCGUGCGCUCGUUCGUACGGAACUGUAUCUACCGUGGUGACACCGUACUCGGCAUACACGACGGUAUGGAGGGAUUUAUCAGUGGCAACAUUGUCAAGAUGGAUUGGUCGGAUGUUACCGGUUGGGUGGCUCAAGGUGGUGCCUUCUUAGGAACAAAACGCACAUUGCCUGGCGAUAAAAAAGGAGAAAUCGCUGCACGUAUUAAGCAAUUCAAUAUUCAAGGCCUACUUAUUAUCGGUGGUUUCGAGGCGUAUCAAGCAGGCUUAGAGCUUUACGAGUCUCGCUCGCAGUUCCCCGAGUUCUGCAUCCCAUUGGUAGUGAUCCCUUCGACGAUCAGUAACAACGUGCCCGGGACAGACUUCUCACUCGGCGCUGAUACGGCUUUGAAUGAAAUCACCGAAAUUUGCGACCGUAUUAGACAGUCUGCACAGGGAACUAAGCGCCGUGUCUUCGUGAUAGAGACUAUGGGAGGAUAUUGCGGCUACUUAGCUACCUUGGCUGGUUUGGCUGGCGGUGCCGACGCAGCGUACAUUUACGAAGAGAAGUUCUCUAUAAAGGAUCUGCAGCAAGACGUGUACCACAUGGCAUCGAAGAUGACUGGCGGCAUACAGCGCGGUCUCAUCCUCCGUAACGAAAAAGCUAACGACAACUAUAACACAGAGUUCAUUUACCGUUUGUACUCGGAGGAGGGGAAGGGCCUCUUCACUGCUAGAAUGAAUGUUCUAGGUCAUAUGCAGCAAGGUGGUUCACCGACACCUUUCGAUCGCAACAUGGGCACCAAGAUGGCUGCCAAAUGCCUGCACUGGCUGGUCGAAAACAUUCAGAAGGGGUCAGCCAACACACCUGACUCCGCCUGCUUGCUCGGAGUAGUUAAACGUCAAUAUAAGUUUACACCACUUGAAGAUCUAAAAUCGCAAACUAACUUUGCGCAGAGAGUACCCAAACAGCAAUGGUGGAUGAAAUUGCGUCCCUUACUCCGCAUUUUGGCUAAGCACGAUUCUACUUACGAAGAGGAGGGCAUGUACAUGACCGUCGAACAAGGAGAAAUUGACUCUGAAAACGUCAUAUAA